GAUGAAGCUGGUUUCAGUCUUCCUCCUCCUCCUGGCUCCAGUGUUGACCUGCUGCUUACCUCUCGUCCUCCCGCUGGACUGCAGUGACAUCCAUAACAAUGACAACAGCCAACUCAGUGGAGUGUACACCAUCUAUCCCAUCGGAGCCACGUCUGCUGUCCAGGUGUACUGUGACAUGGACUCAGAUGGAGGAGGCUGGACGGUGUUCCAGAGGAGGAUGGACGGCUCGGUGAACUUCUACAGGCCCUGGGAUCACUACAAGAAGGGCUUUGGUAGCGCUGCUGGAGAGUACUGGCUGGGCCUGGAGAGUCUCUUCCAUCUGACUCUGAGGAAAAAGUUUGAGCUGCUGGUCGACAUGGAGGACUUCAGUGGGAACAAAGUGUUUGCUCGUUACUCCUCGUUCUCCAUCGACCCAGAGUCCCACGGAUACAGACUGCAUGUGUCUGGAUUCACUGAUGGAGGAGCAGGAGACUCCCUGAGUUUUCACAACGGACAGAAGUUCUCCACCUUCGACAAAGACCAGGACUCCUACAGCGGUCACUGUGCCAGAAAAUACUUGGCGGCAUUCUGGUACAAUGAAUGUCACCGUGCAAACCCCAACGGGGUUUAUCGCUGGGGGGCUGAUGGCACCAUCUACGGUGUAGGAGUGGAGUGGACCAUCUGGAAGGGUUAUGACUACUCCCUGAAGACCAUCAGCAUGAAGAUUCGUCCUGUGCAGUAAUUCUCCAGAACGAACAAACAGAAUAUCUGUUGAUCUCUUUCUUUCUUUCUCUCUGAUCUAAUCUGUAACCUCACAUACAAAUCAAAUAAAGAUUUCCAGCAUGAAUAAAA
Molecule: messenger RNA, 831 nt
Organism: Scomber japonicus (chub mackerel)
Lineage: Eukaryota; Metazoa; Chordata; Actinopteri; Scombriformes; Scombridae
Product: microfibril-associated glycoprotein 4-like
Exons: 6
Coding region: 2-721 (239 amino acids)
Biological process (GO): elastic fiber assembly
Source: RefSeq, a predicted model, not a curated record